This is a messenger RNA of Funneliformis mosseae, 402 nucleotides long. Lineage: Eukaryota; Fungi; Glomeromycota; Glomeromycetes; Glomerales; Glomeraceae. The record is from the annotation of a GenBank genome assembly.
AUGGGACGUAAAAAUGCCAAAACCCCUCAAAAUAGUCGUACCGUGAAAAGAUUUCAUCGUCAAACGAUGAAAAAAUAUUUAAGGGAUUUCAAAAAUGGUGUCACCGAAGCAAAACAUCGCGAAGAGCUUGAGAAAGAAGAGCAAAGGAUCAUUUCACGAAAUGAAUUGGGUAGUUACGUAUUUAACUUACGUAACAAACUUGAUGUAAAUAAACUAUAUAUUCCUAACCGACUCAACGAUGCAAUUCAAGAAACUAUUGCAUGGCUUGUAAGUAACCAAGAGGCGAGUAAGGAGGAAUAUGAAAAUAAACAAGGAACGCUCAAAGAAAUAGCCAACCCAAUCACGAGAAUAUUUUUUGGUGAAACAGACGUCAGUGGGAGUCGAAGAGGGGAUGCAGGAUGA